Lithohypha guttulata is the source of this 342-nucleotide messenger RNA. It is a transcript of the gene toa2, whose product is annotated as Transcription initiation factor IIA subunit 2. Gene Ontology annotation, molecular function: TBP-class protein binding; RNA polymerase II general transcription initiation factor activity. The transcript has 2 exons. Gene Ontology annotation, biological process: transcription initiation at RNA polymerase II promoter; RNA polymerase II preinitiation complex assembly. Bases 1 to 342 code for a protein of 113 amino acids. Gene Ontology annotation, cellular component: transcription factor TFIIA complex. NCBI's taxonomy places the organism in Eukaryota, Fungi, Ascomycota, Eurotiomycetes, Chaetothyriales, Trichomeriaceae. The record is from RefSeq and is a predicted model, not a curated record.
AUGACUGCACAGACUACGCAAUACUAUGAGUUGUACCGCGGUAGUACCAUCGGUGACAGUCUCAUUGACACCAUCGACGAACUGAUCAACGAGGGACGGAUCGAGCCUCAGUUGGCGAUGAAGAUUCUAGCUCAUUUCGACAAGACCAUAUCAGAGGUGCUGGCUGAGAAAGUCAAGGCAAGACUCACAUUCAAGGGUCAUCUCGAAACAUAUAGAUUUUGUGACGAUGUUUGGACCUUCCUCGUCAAGGACGUCAAGUUUAAGACCGAGAACACCUCAGAGUUCCAUGCCGAGAAGGUGAAAAUCGUCAGCUGUAACUCGAAGAGGCCAGGAGAACUAUAG